Messenger RNA from Drosophila biarmipes, 1744 nucleotides. Its product is annotated as lumican. Bases 56 to 1534 code for a protein of 492 amino acids. The transcript has 6 exons. Lineage: Eukaryota; Metazoa; Arthropoda; Insecta; Diptera; Drosophilidae. Gene Ontology annotation, molecular function: protein binding. Gene Ontology annotation, cellular component: extracellular matrix. The record is from RefSeq and is a predicted model, not a curated record.
UCGAUCGGCGAACAAGCCUAAAAUUUGGUCGUUUGUCGGAAGAGUUUUAACAAUAAUGAAUAUAACAAAAUCAGUCAUUUUGGCUGUGACGAUUUUUUGCCUCGUCGUUGGCCAAGUAAAUUGCCAGGCGAAAGAAGAAACUACCACAAAGCCAGAAACGCCAAAGGAAAAAACCAAAGUAAAAGACAGCAAGCUUUGCAAGAAAUGCAUUUGCGAUCUGGAUACCCUUUUCCUGGACUGCAGUGGGAAGCUUCAGGACUGGCUGUCUGCAGAGGAGUGGGAGGUGUUGACCAACGGAGACAUUGUGUUCAAAACGAUCAACUUGGAGCACAACAACCUAACCAGCGUUCCGAUCCUGCCGAAGUAUGAUGUGGAAAACCUGUAUUUGGCCAACAACCAAAUAGAGUCGAUCACUGAGGGAGCCUUCCAGAACCUCACCGAGCUAACCACACUCGAUUUGUCGCAUAACCGAAUAACGUCGAAAGUUCUGGUGCCCGACGUUUUCAAAGGUCCCUUCACAUUAAACGAUUUUGCAGCGCUGGAGAAACUGAAGACCCUCAACUUGGGAUACAAUGACCUGCAUACCCUGGAUGCAGACUUGUUUGAGCACACUCCCAACCUAGAGGAGUUGGUCCUCUGCUCCAAUGCGUUCCACGUAAUUGAUCGGCUUUCGGAAAUGGCCAUUUCCGGAUUGUCAUCGUUGAAGACUCUGGACGUUUCGUACAUGGAAAUCGAUGACCUGCCAGAAACUAUCCUUCAUGGACCCCGCGAUCUUGAAACCCUUAUAGCAGCUGGUAAUCUCUUCCACCAACUACCAAAGGCCUUGUGUCGAGCUACGAAUUUAACCAGCCUUGUUCUGAAUCAAAACCCCAUAGACAGUCUGGUUGAAGACAAUGUAUUUCCACCGCUGACCAAAUUGACCCACCUGAGCAUGACCUUCAUGACUAAGUUGUACAAAAUAGGACCAGGAGCAUUCAGCGAAUUGCAAAGUCUAACCGAGCUGAUCUUGUCCGACAACAAGUUGCUAAACGAAAUCGAUGAGGAGGCUCUGUCCAAGAACGUCACUGAAGGCCCGUACCUGGACUAUCCGCCACUGGAAAAAUUUUACUUGAAUAAUUGCAACCUUACGACUCUGCCAAAAAAUCUACUCAUGCGAUGGGAUAAACUCAAAGCUCUGGACCUUAGAUAUAAUCCCUGGAACUGCGACGAUUCCAAUGACUACUUGAUCAACGUCUUAAUCGAACAAAUUAACAAAACCACUGCGAUUUUGGCUAAAAAUGUGCAGUGUGCCACGCCAGCUGCGUUGAAGGACGUGGAAAUAGUUAGAGUUGCCAAUGAACAUAUGAUGGCUAGUUCUACUGGCAGUAUCAUAUGGGUUGGACUCCUGGUUAUCUUGCUAAUCGCUGUGCCAACUGUGGCAGCUGCCUAUGUGAUGAAAAGACGCGGCUGCUUUGGCGUCUUUAGACGCAAUGAAAGCGGAGGUAACAGGGCUCUCUAUAAUAGGACUAGUUUUAAUGAAGACUUCCAUAUUUAAAUUUUGCUUUGCACUGACAUUAAAGUUAUAAAAAAUAGUUACUAUUGCAUGCUCACUAUCCUCUUGAAAAAUGAGGAUACUCGCCGCACCGAAUAAACGAAAGUUUUUUGAAACCAAUCCUGCUUCAAAACUGUAAAUACAUUUUCUAAAACAAUCCUUCAAAAUCGAUAGUAACACUUAAAUAAAUUGAAUUUAAGGAAAUUGGACCAA